Molecule: messenger RNA, 1742 nt
Organism: Syzygium oleosum
Lineage: Eukaryota; Viridiplantae; Streptophyta; Magnoliopsida; Myrtales; Myrtaceae
Product: wax ester synthase/diacylglycerol acyltransferase 11-like
Exons: 7
Coding region: 40-1545 (501 amino acids)
Biological process (GO): triglyceride biosynthetic process
Cellular component (GO): plasma membrane
Molecular function (GO): long-chain-alcohol O-fatty-acyltransferase activity; diacylglycerol O-acyltransferase activity
Source: RefSeq, a predicted model, not a curated record
CCAUUUGAAAGCAAGACGACGAUCUCAGAGGAAUCAGGGAUGAUGAGAAUGAGCAAAGCCCAUGUUGAUCUUUCCCCCAUCAAGAUAGAGCAAGAGAUGGUGAAGAAGGUGGACAAAGAGGAAGUCGAUGAGCCAUUGAGUCCGAAAGCUCGUCUGUUCCAUGCCCCUGGAUUGAACUGCUGCGUCGUAUCGAUGUUGGGCAGUCGAACGAAGCUGAACGUGGAUGCCAUCAAAGUUGGCUUAGAGCACCCUCCGCAUCCUCACUUCUCCACUGUCCUGGUCAUGGAUGACAAAAGGCGAGGGGAGAUGAAAUGGCGAAAAACCAAGAUUGACGUAGAUAACCACGUGAUCGUCCCGAGUAUAGACCCCGACAACAUCAAAUCUCCGGACAAGUUCGUGGAAGACUACGUUGCCAACCUCACAAUGACCCCCAUGGACCUGUCCAAGCCACUUUGGGAGCUCCACCUCCUCAACCUGCAGACCUCUGAUGCCGAGGCCGUCAUCAUCCUCCGCUCUCAUCACUCCAUCGGCGACGGCGCUUCUCUUAUGUCCUAUCUCUUUACCAGCUCUCACCGUAAACCAUCUCUACCUCAUAAGUCGUCACUCAAGGAUAAGAAAGAAAUCGAGAGAGUUGGUUUUUGGCGACGGUUCCUUGAUAUGGCGCGAUUGAGUUUGCAAAUGAUUUGGAAUACAUUCGUCGGUGUUUGUUUGUGGCUGGCGACGGCACUCUUUCUGAAAGACACGGAGACGCCAAUCAAAGGAGGCGUGAGGGUGGAGCUCAACCCUAAGAGGUUUGUCCGGAGGACGUUCACUUUGGAUGACAUAAAGCUAGUGAAGAAUGCCAUGAACGGGACCGUGAACGAUGUUUUGCUUGGAAUAACAGAAGCCGGUCUUUCUCGCUAUCUCAACAGAAGAUAUGCAGGAGAGGACGACAAAGUUACCAGUGCAUCAGCCAAGAAGGACAACCUUCCCAAAGAUAUACUUCUCAGGGCAACACAUUACGUGAACUUAAGAAUACCACCCACUGAAUCAAAGGCUUCGGCUCAUACUGAGGAUGAGAAAAAAAUCAAGGUCGUGACAGGUACUAAGGUUGGGUAUAUCCUCCUCCCUUUCUCCAUAGCCAUGCGAAAUGACCCUCUUGAAUAUAUUCACAAUGUAAAAUCCGCCGUGGAUCGGAGGAAGUCGUCCCUCGAAGCUUCCUUCUCAUUGUACAUUACAGGCAUCCUCCUCAAAUACUUUGGCUUUAAGGCAAUAGCUGCACUGUACUACAGAAUACUCUCGAACACGACGAUGACAUACACAAACAUGGUCGGAUCGUUAGAAGAGGUGGAUUAUUUAGGGCAUCCCUUGACUUACAUUGCCUUCGGCACUUACGGUUACCCACGCACAUUGUCGAUUCACUUCAUAAGCUACAUCAAGAAGAUGACGAUGCUCAUAGCGGUCGAUGAGGGCGCGAUUCCGGAUCCUGACCAGCUCUGCGACGAUAUCGGAGCGGCUCUUCAAUCGGCCAAGGAUGCAGUGAUUCAAAGGGGGCUCGUCAACUAGUCACCAGAUAUCAUCUUUUGCAUUUUUGAAGUCGUUUCUUAGUAGAAUCUCUUCUUGUGUCGCUCAUCUUGAAGUCGAAACUCGUGACUUCCAUUUUAUUCCCACGAGUUAAGUACACAUCCACACGCCUAAGGUACCAUGAGAUUGAUCAAGAAUUAAGGAUGGCUCCUUUUUAUGAUAAAAUUGUGAUUAGUCCA